Messenger RNA from Linum tenue, 1848 nucleotides. Lineage: Eukaryota; Viridiplantae; Streptophyta; Magnoliopsida; Malpighiales; Linaceae. The record is from the annotation of a GenBank genome assembly.
AUGGCUUCCCUCACCUCACUAAUCUCCUCUCCACCGUCCUCCACCAACAACAUAUUCCCCAAAAGAACCUCCCAACUCUCCGCUCCCAUUGGCCGCCUCCAAACCCUCCGCAAAUCCCAACUCGCAGUCACCUGCAAAUCAUCCAACGGCAGGUCGGACCCGUUCGACGAAGUCCUCGCCGCCGCCGCCGCCGCCUCGAGGAGAGAUGUCCUCCUGGGCCUCGGAGCGGGUCUCUACGGAGCCGGGGCUUUCGUUACCGACCCGUUCUCCGCCGCCUUCGCCCGGCCCAUCGACGGGCCCAGCCAGGACGUGUGCAAGCUAGCCACUCCAUCCCCAGGCAACCCCCUCCAGAUCGAGUGCUGCCCGCCCGCCAUGGCGGGCCGGGAGUCCAAGCCCUUCCAGUUCCCUUCCCCCUCCGAGCCCAAGCGGAUCCGGCGCCCGGCCCACCUGGCCAGCCAGGACAAGGAGUACGUGGAGAAGUACAAGCUGGCCAUGAAGCGGAUGAAGUGCCUCCCACCAGAGGACCCACGCAGCUUCUUCCAGCAAGCUAAGGUACACUGCGCUUACUGCAACGGAUCCUACGUCCAGUCCUCCCACACCAACCUCGGCCUCCAGAUCCACUUCUCCUGGCUCUUCCUCCCCUUCCACCGCAUGUACCUCCACUUCUACGAGCGCAUCCUCGGCAGCUUGAUCCAGGACCCGACAUUCGCGCUCCCGUUCUGGAACUGGGACCACGAGGACGGCAUGGCCAUCGCCGAGAUGUUCAAGGACCCCGAGUCGCCUCUCUUCGACGGCCUCCGCAAUGUCCACCACUUACCUUCCAACAAGCCGCUCGACCUCCGCUGGGACAGAGUGACAGAGGACAAGCCGUUCGAGCGGAUCAGGGACGACAACUACGCUCGCGUCUACGAGCUCAUGGUUUCGGGGGCCCAGAGGCGGCUCGAGUUCUUCGGGCCCAAGUACCGAGCUGGGGACCCGCCGCCUGCGGGCGGCGGCGGGACGUCCGAGCGGCUCCACAACAUGGCCCAUCUGUGGACAGGUGGCCACAACCAGCAGUUCGGGGAGGACAUGGGCAACUUCUACUCCGCGGGGAGGGACCCGAUCUUCUACGUCCACCACUGCAACGUUGACCGGCUGUGGAACGUGUGGAAGACCAUCGGGGGAUUCAGGUUUGACUUUGACGACUACGACUACCUCAACACCUCGUUCCUGUUCUACGACGAGAACAGCGACCUGAUCAAGAUCAAGGUGAAGGACGUGCUGGACCCUCAGGCACUCGGGCUGGAGUACGAGGACAGGCCCAUCCCGUGGAGGAACUCCAGGCCCGUCCCCACAGCGGCGAAUGCGGCCAGGACGGCCACUGCAGCUGCCUUUGGCGGGCCGGCAGAGGCCCAGGCUGCAGUGGGUCCGAGGUACGUUGACCCGUCGAAAAUAACCUCGCCGUCCGCGUUCCCGUUGGUGCUGGAGAAGGUGACCACCGUCAUGGUGCCGAGGCCGAAGAAGGGGAGGACCGCCAAGGAGAAGUCCGCCGCCAGCGAGAUCCUGGUCGUGGAAGGGAUCGAGCUGGAAGGGGACAAGGUGGUGCAGUUCGAGGUGGUGAUCAACGACGACCCCGACAACCCGAGUGGGCCCUCCAACUCCGAGUUCGCCGGGAGCUUCCUCAACAUUCCGCACGUGCACGGGAACAACGGUCACAACAAGUUCGUCACCGGGCUGAGGAUGGACAUCACGGAGCUGCUCGAGGACAUCGGCGCCGAGAACGAUGACCAGAUACAGGUGACUUUGGUACCUAAGAAGUCCGAUGGGCCCGUCACCAUUGGUGGGCUCAAAAUCGAGUAUUCCUCCUAG